Molecule: messenger RNA, 1305 nt
Organism: Sordaria macrospora k-hell
Lineage: Eukaryota; Fungi; Ascomycota; Sordariomycetes; Sordariales; Sordariaceae
Biological process (GO): base-excision repair; base-excision repair, AP site formation via deaminated base removal
Cellular component (GO): mitochondrion; nucleus
Molecular function (GO): uracil DNA N-glycosylase activity
Source: RefSeq, a predicted model, not a curated record
AUGUCCUCCCUCAAACGCAAAGCCGGCUCCUCCUCCCAGCCUGGCUCUUCCGAUGCCAAAAAGCCCAAACAAAACGGCAACAUCAUGUCCUUCUUCGGAGCCCCCAAGCCCGGCGGUCCUCUUAAUUCUUCUCCCACAACCACAGCAACUCGAUCGACCACCAGCAGCCAAAGCCAGAGUCAACCCACCAACAGCAACACUGCCUCUAGCUCUAGUGCAAUCCCAGACCCAGCAACCGUAACACGUAAAUUCAACAAAGAAAAAUGGGUAGCCUCCCUCACGCCCGAGCAACGCGAACUGCUGCAGCUGGAAAUCGACACCCUUGACGAGAGCUGGCUGGCGCAUCUGAAGGAGGAGAUUGUUACGAGGGAGUUUCUGGACUUGAAGAGGUUCUUGAAGAGGGAGUGGGAGACGAAGACGGUGUUUCCGCCGAGGGAGGAUGUUUAUAGUUGGAGCCGCCACACCCCUCUCCCCACAGUCCGCGUCGUUAUCCUCGGUCAAGACCCCUACCACAACCACAACCAAGCCCACGGCCUCUCCUUCUCCGUGCGCCCUCCCACGCCCGCUCCUCCUUCCCUUCGUAACAUUUUCAUCGGCCUUUCGCGGGACUAUCCCACAACAUUCGCUCCACCCCCCGGCAAGGGCGGGUUAUUAACACCCUGGGCCGACCGCGGCGUGUUACUGCUCAACACCUGCUUAACCGUUCGCGCGCACGAAGCUAAUUCCCACUCUGGUAAAGGCUGGGAAAAGUUCACGCAACGGGUUAUCGACCUUGUCAACGAGAGACAAAAAAGGGGCGUGGUGUUCAUGGCGUGGGGAGCACCUGCUGGAAAAAGGGUGAGUAGGGUGGAUGGGAAGAGACAUUUGGUGCUGAGGAGCGUGCAUCCUAGUCCGUUGAGUGCGCAUCGGGGGUUUUUUGAGGGAGGGCAUUUUAGGAAGGCUAAUGAGUGGUUGGAAACGAAAUAUGGAAGGGAGGGGAGGGUGGAUUGGAGUUUGGUUGAGGGGAGGAGUGUUUUUGAUGAUGCGGUGGAGGCCAAUGGAAAAGAAGAGGGGGGGAAGGGGAAGGAUGAGAAGGAAGUGAAGGGGGGAGAUGACGAUGAUGAGUUCGAAGGUGGAGAAAUCUUUGAUGAGGAGGGGUUGAAGGAGGUUGAGGCUGUUGUUGAAAAGGUUGAGACGCAGGAGGAGGAUGGUGGAAAGGAGGAGAUGAAAACGGAGUUGGUGGUGAAGAAGAAGGGGGACGAAGAGGAGGGAGGUGAUGAGAAUGCUGUUCCUGAUGAGGAGCGGACCGACAAGAUGGAGGAGUGA